Messenger RNA from Xenia sp. Carnegie-2017, 959 nucleotides. Its product is annotated as mitochondrial inner membrane protease subunit 2-like. Gene Ontology annotation, molecular function: serine-type endopeptidase activity. Gene Ontology annotation, biological process: mitochondrial respiratory chain complex assembly. The coding region runs from base 34 to 588 and encodes 184 amino acids. The record is from RefSeq and is a predicted model, not a curated record. Gene Ontology annotation, cellular component: membrane; mitochondrial inner membrane peptidase complex. The transcript is spliced from 5 exons. NCBI's taxonomy places the organism in Eukaryota, Metazoa, Cnidaria, Anthozoa, Malacalcyonacea, Xeniidae.
CAGAUCGUGUCAUUUACCUGAAUAAAAACUAAAAUGUUUUACAGAAUGGGAGGAAAACAUCGAAUAUAUUGGGGAAUAAAGGCAUUUGCGCAAGGAUUUUUUAUUGGCAUUCCUGUGUGUUUGACAUUCACAGAUAAUUUUUACACUGUUUGUCAAGUUGAAGGAUUUUCAAUGCAGCCUGUCCUCAAUCCCAAUACUACAAUAAAGGAUUUUGUCCUCAUUAAUAGAUGGAAACUUAAAAGAAAUCCGAGCAUACAAUGUGGUGACAUUGUGUCGAUUGUGUCGCCGAAAGACCCAGCUAUUCUAUUUAUAAAAAGAGUCAUUGCAUUAGAAGGAGACACAGUCUGCACAAAGGGUUAUAAAAAUCGUUUCGUUCGAAUUCCUGUGGGACAUUGUUGGAUUGAAGGUGACAAUCAAAGUUGGAGUCUUGAUAGCAACUCAUUCGGAUCUGUACCGCUAGGGUUGAUAAAUGGUAUUGCAACAAGAAUAGUUUGGCCACCAUCACGAUGGUCGAAACUAACUAACAAUAUUCCACCAGGACGACAAACUGUUAAUACUGAGGUUUUUUCCUCAAAGACGAUGACGUAAGAUUAUUCUCGACAGAUGCAUUUGAUGAAGGAAAACGAACAGAUUACAAAAAUAAUUAAUUGGUUUUUACAAAGCUAUAUAUUUAUAUAUGUAUAUAUAACAGCAAAUAUGACCCUGUAUUUCAUUCGUUCAUUUUCGAAGCUUUGCUCGUCACUGCCUCAUGGCGUAAGAAUUGCAACCAUUUUAUUGAAUAUUCAAAGAUUUUUAACAGAAUUAAUAAUGUUAUGUUUUUGUGGUAAAGAAUACAGCUCUAGUGUCUGUGCAUAAGGCAUUGGUACAUCAGCACCGGUAACACGUAGGACUGGAGCAUCAAGAUAAUCAAAUCCUUCACCUUAGAAAAAGAAAUUAAAGUUCAUUCAGUGAAAUUAAAA